AUGGUCUACGCGCAGCUUAACCUACAGACAGAGCGCGUCAAGUGCGUGGUUUUUCACCCAAAGCGUCCAUGGGUUAUUUUUUCGUGCCAAAACGGCGUUGUCGAGCUUUGGGAUUAUGUGACCAAGGCUCUCAUCGACAAGUUCCGUGCCCACAACUCUCCUGUUCGCUGCAUCGACUUUCACCCAACUCAACCACUCUUUGUUACGGGAGGAGAUGAUGCGACGAUUAAGCUCUGGUCGUUGAGCGAUCGUAAGCUUCUCUAUGUCUUCACGGGUCACACAGACUACGUUCGCAGCGUGUUUUUCCACCCAGACAUCCAUCCGUACAUUCUCUCUGCAUCAGACGACAACACUGCGCGAAUUUGGAACUGGCAGAGUCGCCAAAGAGUUGCAGACCUAGUUGGUCACCGCGACUUGGUCAUGUGCGCCCGCUGGCAUCCCACAGAAGACCUAAUUGUUACUGCGUCUAUGGAUGCCACCGUCCGUGUGUGGGACAUUAGCUCUAUUCGAACGAAGGGGGCUACAGGCAGAUUCCAGCAGCUAGCAAUGCAAGCUCUCUCCUUGCCUCAUACCAUAAUUAGUAGUUCUGUGGUAGGCACAGGCCAUGGCAGAGGCGUUAACUGGGUCUCAUGGAUGCCAGACGCCGGCAACUACUUCCUUUCGGGGUCUGACGAUACUAAGUGCAAGCUUUGGCAUCUGACUCGUGGCAGCUCUACUGGCCUUUCAUUGCUGGGACCUGAUGCUCUUCUUUAUUGCUCCUCUACCAUAGAAAAGCACACGGGUAACGUUUCUGUAGUUGAACCAUCAGUAAGGAACGUCAUUCUUACUGCCGGUGUCGAUGGUAGGCUUUGUCUCUUCUCAUUGUCCAAUCGUGCUUAUAUAGGUAGCAUUACGGUGCACGACCUGGAUCCGACAGCAACCGUAUCAAGCCUCGCCCCAUCUGAUCAUAAGAUGUUACGCUGGUGGUCCCUUCGAGAACAUCCGACCAUCAAUAUGUGGGCCGCAGGACAUGACGGUGGCUUAUGCAUAUUCUCCACACAACUGGAAGAGUCAGUAGGAACAGUGGAGGGGGACACAUGUUACUUCAUCGAUUCUCAUAAGCUCAUCUCGACAAAUCUGAAAGCCAUUGUCGCUGAUGCUAGCACAAAGCCAACUGUCAAGGUUGAGGCUUCUCUUAUCAAACAAACUGCCAGGAGCGGUGCAUUCGGCUCAUCUGUCGUUGUGGUAGAGCCAGUGGAUAUCAUAGUUAUGGGAAACCCGUUUCCCUUCAUAGUCUCGUACUGGGACGGAAAGAACAGGUUCAUUGUGCCGUACGCAACCUUGAAAGACUGCUCUCCAAGCAGCUAUGAUCCGAAAAAUGUUAUAGAAGUCUCUAGCAAUGUGGCCAGACUAUCUGCCUCACACGUGGCGUGGAUACAACGGUCUAGUGAAGGCCUAGUUCUCGCUGUUGCCUUUGUGGGUACAGGGGGGCUGACAAUUAAGACUAUGCACCCUGUUUCUUCCACAGUCCUCUCUGUCUUCCCAGGAAGAACGGAGUCUGAAGUUAUCAUUUCCUCUCCAACGAAGCUAUCUCUUUACACCUUGAGCAAUCUUUCGACAAACCAGCCUAUUGUCCUACUCAAGUCGCUAUCUGUUCCUCAGUUAAUUCAGCACGCUUACUACUCUAAUGACCAACAAUAUCUCGCAGUGGUAGCUCACGAGUUCGUGGCUCUUAUCAAUAUGGAUACGUUUACUAUUAAUACGUCUCAAAUGUCGCAUACUGCGAUAAGUCGCGGGGUAUGGGGGCUUAUUGGCCGUGGACUGGAGGAGUCUGAGCAGCGCACCGCCAAUGCUUUUAUCUACUCCACCUAUACGCACAUAUGUUAUAUGUUGCCAUUCAUCUCACCAACUGCUUCGGAAGCAAAUCGACUAGCCGCCCAUACUCAAAAGAUAUCUAGGGUGACUAAGCCUAUUGCUGGGAUUCUGACGUCGCUCAAUAGGCCUAUUUGCAUAGUCUCUGCAUCCGGCCAGGUCAUUGUUUACUUGGAUAGGCACGAAGGGCUAAAGUGCAUUGAGUUUGACUCCAGGGUUGCAGGACUGGUCCAGGCUGUUGCGUCUGGCAGAGCGGACGACGCCUCGAUCAUGCUGGCUCGGUUACAGAACACUCCCCUGGGGCUGUCUCUCUCAAAGACUUUGCUGGAUAUGAAUAGGCCUGACUUGGCUCUCGCCGCGCUCCCUAAAGAUGAGAUACAGAUCCGUGACGAGCUUGCUCUUAACUUGGGUCUUCUGGACCAUGUCUGUCAUGACACAAAGUCUCAAUCUGCCAAUAGCUACCACAUUUGGCUUCGUAUUUUUGCAGAGUCUCUUGCCCAAGGACAGGGCCUCAUCGCCAGGGACGCCCUUCUAAAAAUAGCUCGCAUAGACCUCUUAGGCUUUCUGCUGUCUCUAUAUAAUACUACGCUAUCUGGGUCGCUAAGCAAGCUGGACUAUAGUCGCCUAUCUACUUCUUCGAGCAUUCAAGAAUGUCUGAACGCUGCAGUAUUAGUAGGGGACAAAUCCCUGUUCCACUCGACUCUGCUUCGCGCCGGGCUCUCAAUUCCUGCUAAGAUAUUUGGGGAGGCUAAUGGGAUAGACACUCCCGUGGAGCAGGCGAGCGCACCACCUGUUUCCCCAACAAAGACGAUUUCUAUAGGCAAAAAGAUCACCGUGCCCUUACGCAAGGGAAGCUUGCGAAACUACCCCACCACCUCUUUACUUAAUACAUACGAGUCUCUUAUGCGAGAGAUUGCCUCUGCCGCCGAGCAUGAACUUCCAGCUGAAGGAAAGCGCUACCAAGGAUGGGGCAGUGACGAUGACGACGUUGACUGCGUGUUGCCGGCUGAGCCGGUUAAGGGCUCCGUACAGAUGACUUCGGGACCAUCUGAGCCACUGGAUGCAACUCAGGCAUCUGAGGCAGCUGCCGAUUCUGCAAUUGUAGUUCCUUCUCAUGGAGUCAACGUAGUUUCAAAGCAUCCUCUUCUUGGCAGCAAUAGUGAAAAGGAGGAAUUCCUUGCCUCCAAUGGCAUUUUGUCAGAGAAGUCGCUAUCCAUUCUAAAGCCUCAUAUUGACAAGCUUGCUUCGCAUAACAAGAGGCUGCAAGAGGUCACCCCCAUGAAGGGACUAUCUAUAGUUGUUCCCAUCUCAGAUUCAUUGAGUAGUGUAGACACGAUAGAUACUAUGCAGCGAGAAUUUAGCUCGAUAAUGGAAAAGGUUGAUACAGGUGCAUUCGCAGAUGCACUGGCUCCUCUGAGGUCGCUCCUACAACGAGCUCUUCUAGCCUGCACCUUUGCAGGGCCAAAUGACCACGAUGACCUUUCUACCCUUGUGCUCAAUAGCACGCUGUAUAUAUUGGCGUUAUCCUGUGAGCUGGAGCGGCGCGCAACCGAGAAGGUUGCUACUCCGGAGCGUGUGUGCGAACUUUAUGUGCUUUUCUCCCUUCAGAAUAUGAAGACAAACCACGCGCUGUUGGCAUUGCGCUUGGCUAUAAGCGGUACAAAGCGGUACGGCGCGUAUUCGCACUGCAAACAGCUAGCCCAACGAUUCAUUCAAUUAAGCCAGCUUCCUGAGGCGCGUUCUCUGGAUGUCUGCCAAUCCUACUUACCCAAGGCAAAGAAGAUGGCUGCAUUAGAGGAUGAGGAUGUGGUGCAACUGAGCUUCAGUGCUGCCGAUCAGGACACGGUCAUGCUCUGCGCCGUUUCAUACAAAAGCAUCAAGGGACCCCACUGUAUUUGUAGCGCCUGUAAGACGUGUGCAUGCGAUCAAUAUCUAAAGGCCAGUUGCCCUGUCUGCGAGCUUGGCACCUUUGUGAAGGCCUAA
Giardia duodenalis is the source of this 3834-nucleotide messenger RNA. RefSeq names its product Coatomer alpha subunit. Gene Ontology annotation, biological process: endoplasmic reticulum to Golgi vesicle-mediated transport; retrograde vesicle-mediated transport, Golgi to endoplasmic reticulum; intracellular protein transport. Gene Ontology annotation, molecular function: protein binding; structural molecule activity. Lineage: Eukaryota; Fornicata; Diplomonadida; Hexamitidae. The transcript has a single exon. The record is from RefSeq and is a predicted model, not a curated record. Bases 1 to 3834 code for a protein of 1277 amino acids. Gene Ontology annotation, cellular component: COPI vesicle coat.